Fonsecaea nubica is the source of this 507-nucleotide messenger RNA. RefSeq lists its product as hypothetical. Lineage: Eukaryota; Fungi; Ascomycota; Eurotiomycetes; Chaetothyriales; Herpotrichiellaceae. The transcript has a single exon. The coding region runs from base 1 to 507 and encodes 168 amino acids. The record is from RefSeq and is a predicted model, not a curated record.
AUGGCCUACGCGUACUACUAUGACUACCCACCUCCAUUGGUGGACAACCCUCACGAGCGACACCACCAGCACCAGUCACUCCUCCAAUACAUCGCGCGCCGCCACCCAAGACCAGAAGACCACCCCAACCAACCAGACUUGGACUUCCGCGAUGCCAUCAAGGAAUACCUCAUCGAGAUCGAAGUGCCCGGCGUCAAGAAGCCCGAAGACAUCACCGUGACCUGGACGGGCAACCGAUCCCUACUGCUAUCGGGCAAGGUCGAGAGGCCAGACUAUGGCAAUGCCGAAAACGCAAAGGUGGAAGAAGAACAAACAGAGCCUCACCCGGGCGGAGUCCACCUGUUGAUUGGAGAGAGAAGAGUCGGCCCUUUUCGCCGAUACGUCAAUUUCCCGACCGACGUAGAGAAUGUCAACGUCACGCUGGAGGCUGGUUUGUUGAAGAUUCGUGCGCCCAAGAAAGGGUUCCAGGAUGUUGCCGACGCAAAGGUGGAUGUCAAGCACGAGUGA